ACACGAUAUGUAAUUAUAUUAACUACAUAUUAAUUGGCAUCAAAGAACCUUAUGAAAUGCUCCGGUGUCGCUGAUGUAAGCAAUAUGUGGAAAUGACGUCAACCCACCCUGUGAUUCACCUUAUUUAGCCUUAGCUUGUAGCUUUGAGCGGUCAUUUUUACCGGCUCGCACGCAACGUGAGGAAGUCAGCGGGUUGUGGGACCCUCGAUAAGACACGAAUCUCGUCCAUAACAGAUAUAAUGGGAGACGUAAACAAAGGAAAGAAGGUUUUCGUUCAGAAGUGUGCGCAGUGCCACACGCUUGAUGAAGGAGGAAAGCACAAAGUCGGGCCCAACCUUUGGGGUCUCUUCGGUCGCAAGACGGGGCAGGCUGAAGGUUACUCCUACACGGAUGCCAACAAAGCGAAAGGUAUUACCUGGGACGAGAAGACCCUCAAUAUCUACUUGGAAAACCCCAAGAAAUACAUUCCUGGUACCAAGAUGAUCUUUGCUGGCAUCAAGAAGAAGGGUGAACGCGCUGAUCUUAUAGCAUACAUGAAGAGUGCCACUUCAUAGACUCUUGUUGCAUUUCUUUUUUUUUAUUGCCAGUUCUACCAUCAUGUCGUGUCUUAUUUGUCUUGUUUUUCUCUUGUUUCCUGUCGGGAGGAUCACAUCGCUCUUAAACAACCACGUUUAAGCCUUAGUAGGUCUUCAAUAGUUACCUUUAUUUUUUUCCUUAUUUACACGAGUCUCACUUGCCAACAGCUGAUGUUUUCGCAGUGAUCAGGUCAUUGUUCAUCAUGUGACUCCAGUUCAUUCUUUCGCCUUGAAUGAGUUAAGUAUAUCCCCUGGUUUAACAGGUGCUGUUAUGAUAAGUUAUUGAACAAUGUCUCACAACAUGCCUUGUAAAUCUGGAUCAAACGACUGUAUAAGAAUCAUUACUGUUCUCUUUCUCUGGUCUUAAUUUGUCAUUUGAACUUGUCUUAUUUAUGAGGUGUUUUUGGGUAGAACCAAAUAGUUAUUGAAUUAUGUAUUCUGUCCUGCCCAAGGAAUGUAAAUGUCAACGUUUCCUUGUGCUGAUAAUGUCAGUCUUAUUCAUCAGCAUGAAAUAAACAAUUUUAUCAUAAAUUAA
Molecule: messenger RNA, 1110 nt
Organism: Engraulis encrasicolus (European anchovy)
Lineage: Eukaryota; Metazoa; Chordata; Actinopteri; Clupeiformes; Engraulidae
Product: cytochrome c iso-1/iso-2-like
Exons: 3
Coding region: 240-554 (104 amino acids)
Biological process (GO): mitochondrial electron transport, ubiquinol to cytochrome c; mitochondrial electron transport, cytochrome c to oxygen
Cellular component (GO): mitochondrial intermembrane space
Molecular function (GO): heme binding; electron transfer activity
Source: RefSeq, a predicted model, not a curated record